AUGGGAUGCAUGAGCAGCAAGCCGAAGAACUGUCCGCAGUCGCCUAAUACUGCGCGAUACAAUGAGCCCAACUACUCAGGCCUCACGCGCAAUAUGGACAGCGGUGGCUUCACAGGCCAGCAGUCGCGUCGGUCGUCUGCCCAGUCAUCGACUCGCAAUCCACGCACGAACGCAGGUGCCGCGACUACGAGUGGCAGCCGCGAGGUCACGGACAAAUGCUUCCCAGAGCUUGUCAAGUUCCGGUUGGAUGAGACUGAGGUGCUGCUGACCCGUAAGGUCUCGAGCGGUGCUUUUGGGGUUGUCUGGUUGGGCCACUACCAUGGUCAACCUGUAGCGAUAAAGCGCAUGAUUGACGGGGAGGAUGAGGCCGUUUCCUUCUCUCGCGAGAUUGAGACCAUGUCGAGACUAUCGCACCCCAAGAUUGUACGUUUCAUUGGCUGCACAUGGACGAAUAAGAAGGAUUUGGGAGGUGUGUCCGAGUACAUGGAUGGCGGUGACGUCCGUACGUUGCUGGAGACCCAUAAGAUUGAGCUCAGCUGGAAGAAAGAAAAGAUUUCUAUUGCUAUUGACAUUGCCGAGGCACUUGCCUAUAUGCACUCGCGCUCACCGAAAAUAAUUCACCGUGAUCUCAAGUCACGUAAUGUGCUGUUGAACUCGAGCAUGGUGGCAAAGUUAAGCGAUUUUGGUCUUAGCCGGAACCGCACGUAUGAGGAGACACUGACAGCUGGUGUGGGCACGGUACGCUGGACGGCACCUGAGGUGAUGUUGGGUGACAAUUACAGUGAGCAGGCCGACGUGUACUCAUUCGGUGUGGUACUGAGUGAGCUGGAUACGCGUGAGAUACCUUUUGAGGAAAAAAGCACGAAGACAGGAGCCAGCGGCGCGCCCGAUAUGGCUAUUGUGAUUAAGGUGGCUAAGGGCGAGCUGCGGCCAAGCUUUGCACCGGACUGUCCCGAUGUUAUUCUGCGUAUUUCUCGUGCAUGUCUGCAGUUCGACCCGGCACUUCGUCCAGACAGCGAAUCGGUUGUGCAGAUGCUGAAUGAUGCGCGCGCACAGCUUCAGUCUACGUCAUAA
Peronospora matthiolae is the source of this 1074-nucleotide messenger RNA. Lineage: Eukaryota; Oomycota; Peronosporomycetes; Peronosporales; Peronosporaceae. The record is from the annotation of a GenBank genome assembly.